Zootermopsis nevadensis is the source of this 5679-nucleotide messenger RNA. RefSeq lists its product as uncharacterized. NCBI's taxonomy places the organism in Eukaryota, Metazoa, Arthropoda, Insecta, Blattodea, Termopsidae. The record is from RefSeq and is a predicted model, not a curated record. Gene Ontology annotation, biological process: regulation of small GTPase mediated signal transduction. Gene Ontology annotation, cellular component: cytoplasm. Gene Ontology annotation, molecular function: GTPase activator activity; protein binding.
GUGCUGGAGGACAGUGUGUUGGUGCUUGGCGAUGUAGGUGAUACGUUGUGCUGGUAUCCCGUUUGUGUCACGUGAUGAAAGCUUUGUAGUUGAAGGAGAAGAUAGGAUACUUGUUUUGUUGUGUUGAGUUCAUACUGCAGUUGUUUUCUUUCGAAACAUUGUCUUGUUGCGUUUCCUGUUUGGUGUAGUCGUGUGAAGUGUUGUUGAAAUACGAAUGGAAGAGUUACGUUCGGUUUGUUGCGAGUCUUGUGUGUUCUCUGUUCUCUUAUUUUGUAGUGUUCCGUGACGAAGUAGCAGAAAAGCUUCUGUUGUAUGUGGUGUGGUGCGAAAGAACGAAAGAAUUAUGUCAGAUGGUGAAAUUUCUAUGAAACAGUGACGGGAGUUCGGUCAACGGACAAGUUGAUGAUUUCAGUUAUUCUUCUGAACCAAGGGUUGGGGACACGACGUAACACUGUUUUGUGUGCAACGUCAACGACGGACAUCGGAGCCAGUAGAAGAUCGUGAUGGGAUGAUAGGACUGACUUCGACUGGCGGGGGCGGCAGUGGGCCCCCAGGCGGGGGGGUGCGUGAACGCACGAUGCAGGCCGUCGAGUAUUACAACAGCACGGUGCUUCGGGCUCGGGUCGGCGCUGGUCUCACAGGGCCUCGAACCGGAACCAGCGUGCCUCAAGACGCACUACAUCGAAGUAACUCGAGCCUGGAACUGACGCACGAUCCCCAUCAUGGUGGCCCGGGUACUUCAGACCCCCCGAUCCAACUCCGUCGUGAGUACGGGAGUCACGGAUCCAUCGACGUAAUUUCCGCCUCGUCUGAGCGCGGAGGGACGUCGAGUUCGUCGGGUGCUGGUGAGAGUUUCUUCGCGAUGCUACAGGAUUAUCGUCCGGCGGUCCUGGGUAUGAUCGGGACAGAUCAACGUAGUCCUGGUCCAGCAGAGUAUCUUAGAGGCAAGGUCGAUCCUCCGCCAGCAACUGAAAACGCCUCCAAUGCGCUAGCAGCUGCCAGUGAUGAUAGUCCGUCGUCAAACAUCACGUCUUCCAUGAGUACAAGUCCGAAGUUGAGACUGAAGUUAAAUAGGUUUUGGGGCGGUGGGGGUGGUGGUUCUGCAGGAGGGGCGGGAGGUGGAAAACCACCUAGACAUAACCAUGUGUUAGACGACAGCGUGGUAAAUACCAUUUCUUCUUCGAACAAUAGCCAUUGUGCGGGUGGUGAGAUCGAGGAACGUCAGAGGAGAAGAGCUUUCGUACAUCAUGACUGUCAGUCAGUCACGGCGAAUCUGGGGUACGCGGCUAAGUUGCGAGGGUUGCUUCUUGCCAGGAGGAGGAACACUACGACAGGGGCUUCAGCGGCGUCUAUGAUUGGCGCCAGGUCUGCAACACCGGACGGUGGCGACAGCGGUGAUGAGGACGCUGGGGACGGACGGGGAAACGAUCUUCUGGAGAGUUGCCCGUUCUUCCGCAACGAGAUUGGCGGCGAAGAGGAGCGGGUGGUGAGCCUCACCAGGGGCCAAUCGCCCCAGAACGCCCAGCGGCGACCGCUACAUCGCCCUCCCAUGGCGUACGGGGUGUCGGUACUGGAAUUCCCUUCUGGAGAGACGCACUGGCGGCACGGUACCUGCCCCUACCAACGCCAUCCUCGCGCUAUCGAGAGCGUGGACCAGGGCGCUCGCUAUUACCGAAAUUAUUUCUAUGGUCAAGAACAUCAGAAUUGGUUCGGGAUGGACGAGAAUCUGGGGCCAGUGGCUGUGAGUAUCCGGCGAGAGCGAAUAGAGCGACAGAGUGAACCAAACUCUUCUGGCUCCUCGUCAGCGUCGCCUGCACACACGUAUCAUUAUCGGUUGCUUAUACGAACGAGCGAGCUGUUUACGUUGAGAGGGUCAGUGUUAGAGGACGCUGUUCCAAACCUGAAGACGUCCAGUAGCAACAAAACCUUGAAUACGAAGGAAGUCUUGGAGUACGUUGCACCAGAAAUUCAGUUAUCGUGUUUGAGGUUAGGUGUUUCAUCGCAACAGACAGAAGACCAACUGCUGAAACUAGACGAACAAGGUUUGACGAACCACUACAAGGUGGGCAUUAUGUACUGCAAAGCGGGUCAAGCGUCUGAGGAGGAGAUGUACAACAACGAGGAAGCCGGUCCGGCCUUCCACGAGUUCCUUGAUGCGAUUGGUCAGCGAGUCAGGCUCAAAGGCUUCGACAAGUACCGAGCUGGUCUUGACAACAAGACUGAUUCUACGGGCCUUUAUUCGGUAUAUUCACAAUACCAAGACUGCGAGAUCAUGUUCCACGUCUCUACGCUUCUUCCAUUUACGCCAAAUAACCGCCAGCAGCUGCUACGUAAACGUCACAUAGGCAACGAUAUUGUGACCGUAGUCUUCCAGGAGCCCGGUGCUCAGCCAUUCACGCCAAAGAAUAUCCGUUCGCAGUUCCAGCACGUCUUCGUCGUAGUUCGCGCAAUUAACCCUUGUUCGGACAACGCGCAAUAUCGCGUUGCGGUGAGCAGAUCAAAGGAAGUGCCUGUUUUUGGUCCACCGAUCCACGAAGGAGCAACGUUUCCAAAAUCCAAAGCUUUCUCUGAUUUCCUCUUAGCCAAAGUAAUCAAUGCAGAAAAUGCAGCCCAUCGGUCAGAGAAGUUUGCUACCAUGGCAACACGCACACGACAGGAAUACCUGAAGGAUCUUGCCAGCAACUACACAACUACCACGGUAGUUGAUCCAGGCCAGAAAUUUUCUAUAAUGUCCUUUAGCAGCAAAAAGAAGGAACGUGGACGACCUCGGUUUCUACCGGACGCGUUGCAGAGAGGCGCUAUAUCGUGGCAGGUGGUGCUUGACGAUAGCGGCCAGGCGGCGCUAGUGGACUGCCACCUCGGUAUUUCAACGGAUACUUUGGUUCUUAUCGAGGAGCGUUCGCGUGAGAUCGUUUUUGUCAUGCCGUGCAAAGCUAUAUUGGGAUGGUCCAUACAAACAAACAGCCUGCGAGUGUACCACCACCAAGGGGAAUGCACGACUCUUCAUAUGCGCGAAGGUGGCGACCGCGACGAGCUGAUGGAGAUUGUGAUGCGUCUACGGGCUGUCACUUCGGGCUGCGUGGCACAAGAACUCUCUUUGCGAAGAAAUCCGAUGGGGCAGCUGGGAUUCCAUGUCCAGCCGGAUGGAGUGGUGACACAGGUUGAAAGCCUGGGUCUUGCGUGGCAGGCGGGUCUUCGUCAUGGAGCGAGGCUGGUCGAAAUCUGCAAAGUCGCUGUAUCAACGUUAUCCCAUGACCAAAUGGUGGAUCUGCUGAAGACGUCCAUGUCGGUGACGGUCGCUGUAAUUCCGUCGUUACCCGAUGGUUCUCCAAGAAGGGGCUGCACAUUGCAGAACUGUCGGUACACUCUGAAUAACUACGAGGGUGACUACGAGAACGUUUCUGGUGGAGGCAGCGAUGAAAAGAUGGGUCGUAAUGCGGCGGCUGCUGUACCCGGGAAACACAGACGUCGCUACGAGAGAAGUUUCUCUCCCCCUCGAUCAUCCAGUAGUUCAGGUUAUGGAACGGGAUCCAGCAGCAAAUCGUUUGCUGAUCCACGGUUUCCAGCCAACUCAGAGGGCACAAUGACCAGUUCUUCCAGCGGGCAUUCGAGUGACGAUCGAUGGUACGAACUUCUGGAACCGGCCGACCCUGAUACGUCGGUGAUGGUCGGUGAAUCUCUCCCCCCUCCUCUUCCCGCUAGACUAGGUUCAGGGAGUGGCAGUGCCUUUCAACAAGUACCUCCAAAGCAGUCGCAACACGGGGGCAAAUUGCCAGUGCAAACAAGUCACUCGUUGCCCCUCAGUCCGGCAGGGAACUACUCCCUUCUGUCUUCUGCACCGUCUAGGUACAAUUCAAGUGGCGAACAUGAGUCACCAACUCACCAUGAUUUCAAGCUUGGUGAGAAAGUGACUUGCCUCAAACCUUCUGGAGGAGAAGCGAGACCUGUGCCUAGACCUGCACUAGACUACCUCGCAACUAGAACACCAAAGAUUUCUGAUUAUUCUGGCCACCAACAUGCAGCUAUUGAUACGGUGAAAUCGUCCAGUUUGCCGCCUGAUUGCGCUACUCUCCGAGGACUUGCCGUCAGUGAUGGUCACUCAACUGACACCAGUUCUGCCAGUGAGCGGCUGUUUGGGGCACCCAGUGAAGAUGAGAUGUCAGCUGGGAGCAGUAACGUAUCUCCUCGUCUGCGUCGUUCUACAAAACACUAUCAGAGUGGUGGAGGAGGUGGGGGAACUCUAACGCCGUCUAGUGGCAGUAGCAGAAACCAAAGCCCUCGUCCCAGGGACACUGGCGAAGCUAGGCUGAGGCCUGGGGUCACACCUCGCGUUUCAUCCAAUCGUAACAGCGCAAACUUAACAGCCAGCACGUUGCAGGAGGAUCUCAUGAGGCUGAUAAAUCCAGAUUACAUGGCUGAAAGAGAUGAAAAAAUUAACAAGGAACCUGUGGGAAAUGGCGCAGUUGCCGGAAAAAUACACAGCAGCAGUAAUAGUACCGGUUGCAGUGUGAGUGAUGCGACCAUUACUAAUCGAUCUCGUUCUCGGGAGAACUUGUGCAACCCUAAUGGGAAUGGCUCAUCACUCAGCGUUCUUCCAGCUGGCCAGCCUCUUCCAGAACCAGACCAGCAUACUAGGGAGCAACACGGAAGAGACCAACUUCAGCGCACCAGAGACCACCACACGAGUAGCAUCAAUGGCAAUGCCACAGUGGAACGUAGCUCGUCAGGUGAAGUGAUCCUUACUCUGGCACGUCCAGCUACGGUCAUUUCUAAUGCAAGCACAGCUUCAAGUCCAGCGCCCAGUGAAAAUAAACUUACCAAAGAGGAAAGGUUAUCGCCACGAGUGACGAAGCAACCUGGUGCUAAGUUGGCAGAGCCUCUACCUCUGCCUGAUGCUCGGGAGAUGGAUUGGCCUACUCUGGUGGACACUGCAACACGAGCCAUGAUGCAGGUUCAGCACGACGAGCCAGUUCCGGAAGCAGCUCGCAAUGGGGAAAGCUUAGGUCACUGGGUAGAUGAUGUGGCAGAGCAUCUCGGACUUGAUAGCACUGCUGCCAACAUCAAAAGCAAUAGCAUAUCUACUGGAGGACGACGAAUGACAGAACUCCAGAGUUAUCUGGCACAGUUGGAAGCUAGAAUUGCUAGAGAGACUCGUCGCCGGCUUUCUUUGGAAGAGGAGGUCCGACGUUUACGAGAUGAAAAUAGACGACUGCAAGAGGAAUCGCAGGCUGCAGCACAGCAGCUCAGACGCUUCACUGAGUGGUUCUUUCAGACCAUUGAUCGGCAGUAGGAUCAAUAACAAAAGAACCCAGCUAGAAAGAAAUCAAAGAAUGGCGUCUGUGAAAUACAAUUACACGUACUGAUGACCAUUCAUAUUGAGUAUUUUAGCUUUGGUUUAUUGUAGAUUGUUUAAAAGGAUGACUUACGAGUCUGGUAAAGUCUUAUUAAAACACAGAUGUGUUGAAUAAAUUAUUUAUCGUUCAUUAAGCAGCUAAGGUAAGCCAUGUAUACAGUAACGUACAGAAGUAGUGAAUAAAUUAUUUAUCUGUUUUUAAGCAACUAAAUAAUUGAAGCCUUGAACAUUGAAAGCCUAUGCAAUUACAGAUGCAGUGCUGUUGUUUUAUCUUUCUCAGAUUUAUCAAAUAGUAUACGUACUGCCCGUCUAAAAGAAGAUCUUUC